This is a messenger RNA of Scylla paramamosain (green mud crab), 1958 nucleotides long. Its product is annotated as 2-(hydroxymethyl)glutarate dehydrogenase-like. Gene Ontology annotation, molecular function: NAD binding; 3-hydroxyisobutyrate dehydrogenase activity; NADP binding. NCBI's taxonomy places the organism in Eukaryota, Metazoa, Arthropoda, Malacostraca, Decapoda, Portunidae. Gene Ontology annotation, cellular component: mitochondrion. Gene Ontology annotation, biological process: L-valine catabolic process. The record is from RefSeq and is a predicted model, not a curated record.
UUACAGUUCCAGCUCCCUUGAUAAGCACCGCGACACCCCAGGCGGGAAGAGGACACUCAGGAAGACAGGACAAGACAAAAUGUUGGUGGGACGCGCGUUUGGUGGGUUCAAAUUUUGUGGGUGGACGAGGAUUGGCGCGAGAAGCCUCAACACCACCAGCAAAAGCACCACCGUGGGCAUCGUGGGCUGUGGGAAUGUGGGUUCAGCCGUGGCACACAACCUGACGCGCCAAGGCUUCAGGGUAGUGGCGGCCCAUGAUGUGGACUCCGCACGCCUUGCCUCCCUUCCCCCCCACGUGGCCCCUGUCCCCACAGCGCGCCACGUCGCCGCCGCCGCCGACAUUGUGGUUUCAGGUCUGCCGCGCCCCCCGAACGUGAAGGCCGCGGCGGAGGGGCCUGAUGGGAUCCUGGCGGGGCUGACGAAGGGCAAGGUUUGGAUCGACCACUCUACCACCGACUGUGACCAGACCAAGGAGUUUAGCUUGGCGGCGGCACAGCAAGGCGCCCACGUGCUGGAGGCGCCCAUCACGGGGGGGUGGAGGGCGCUGAGGAAGGGACGCAUGGUGGUGCACGUGGGGGGGGAUGAGGAAGUGGCGAGGGCAAUGACACCUAUACUGGAGGCAUCCUACUGCAAGGUGUUCUACGUUGGAGAGAUCGGCACGGCUAUGAUGGUGAAGGUGGUGUCCAACAUGCUAGCCUGCGUCCACGUUAUUGCCAUGGGGGAGGUGCUCAUGCUAGCCAAGCGUUCCAAGCUGGACCUGAGGACUUUCUGGGAGGCCAUACGGGUGAGCGCCGGCAACAGCUUCGUGUGGGAGACGGCGGGGCCCCUGGUAUUCAAGGGCUCCUAUGACCCGGGCUUCACCAUGGUGCUGCAAAACAAGGACCUGCAGCUAGGAUACGAUAUGGCUAGGAAAUAUGAGGUACCCAUGGAUAUGCAUCAAAUGGCCCUGGCAGUGUACCGGCGGACGCAGUACCAGCUGGGAGACGAGGCUGGCUGCUACUCCCCGCCCAAGACCUACGAGAUGGCCCUGAACGAGUCACUGAGAGCGCAAGAGUUCGAUGGGUGGGAUUAUAAUACUGAGAUAUACAAGGGGUCACUGGUUGUCUCUCAUGAUGGACUGGAGGAGCGGAAGGAGUCGAGUCAGUGAAUGAGUGAGUGAUCGAGGCUCUUGUGCACUGGCCAAGGGCAACAGAAAGCGGGGCUAGUGUGUCUUAGCUAUGAAACGUGUCAUAUAUAGGGCAAAAUGGUGCAUUCUUAUGAUAAACUCUGCGUCUGUGGUAAGUCCGCGCCGGAUGCCAAGACUGGGCCCACCCUGUCCUGGCGGCUUAUGACAGACGCUCACACUUCCAAUGGCCACUCCACAUUUCCAGCCCAUGAAUUACCUACCCAGAAAGGGUAGGUAAUUCAAAACAAAAGAGAAAUGAGUAAAAUAUGGUCAUUUGUAGUCCCAUUACCUUCAAGUCUAUCUUCAAAUCACGGAGAAAACGAAGUUGUACCUCACACUUCUACACCCACGCGACUACUGAGCUCGGUUCCUGCCUCUCAUCUUUCCUUUCAUUGGCUGGCGACGGAUGCGUACUUCAACGUAAUUGGUGGAAUGAAACAACCAUACAUCUUUUCAAAUCCUUAAAAUAAUAUUUUUUUUCAUAUAUAUAUAUUUAUUUCUCAUCUGCCUCUCACUUACAAAAGAAAAUCUCACUUGACAAUUUUCUUAUAUUAUUUUACAGCCUUACGUCUACUACGAGCCUACUGCUUAUUUAACUUUUUUUUUCUAACAGGAGAAAAGAAAAUGUAUGUCUAAUUAUAAUAUUUUUAUAUGUGUUAAAAUGUUGGAGAUCAAAUAAAAAUAACUGGAAAACGCACAAACUCUCUCUCUCUCUCUCUCUCUCUCUCUCUCUCUCUCUCUCUCUCUCUCUCUCUCUCUCUCUCUCUCUCUCUCUCUCUCUCUCUCUCUCUCU